Coccomyxa subellipsoidea C-169 is the source of this 1066-nucleotide messenger RNA. Its product is annotated as 60S ribosomal protein L5. The transcript has 6 exons. Bases 27 to 926 code for a protein of 299 amino acids. Gene Ontology annotation, biological process: translation; ribosomal large subunit assembly. NCBI's taxonomy places the organism in Eukaryota, Viridiplantae, Chlorophyta, Trebouxiophyceae, Coccomyxaceae. Gene Ontology annotation, molecular function: 5S rRNA binding; structural constituent of ribosome. Gene Ontology annotation, cellular component: cytosolic large ribosomal subunit; ribosome. The record is from RefSeq and is a predicted model, not a curated record.
CAGGAUCCCUGUUGCACGCAGGCAACAUGGGUCACGUUAAGGUCGUGAAGUCGGGUCCUUACCACAGCAGGUAUCAGGUCAAGUACCGGAGAAGGCGAGAGGGAAAGACAGACUACCGUGCACGUCUGAGGCUUACUACCCAGGACAAGAACAAGUACAACACCCCCAAGUACCGCUUUGUGGUGCGCUUCACAAACAAGGACGUCAUCUGCCAGGUCGCCUAUGCCACUGUUGCUGGAGACGUCAUUGUGGCAUCUGCCUACAGCCACGAGCUGGUCAACUAUGGACUGUCAGUUGGCUUGACCAACUACGCUGCCACAUACGCUACUGGCCUGCUGCUGGCCAGGCGUGUGCUGACCAAGUUUGGCCUGGCAGAUGCCUAUGUUGGACAGGAGGAGGCGACAGGCGAGGACUACAACGUGGAGGCUGCUGAGGAGGGCCCCCGCCCCUUCACAGCGCUGCUGGACACCGGCCUCAAGCGCACCUCCACCGGCUCCAAGGUCUUCGCUGCCCUGAAGGGUGCGCUGGACGGCGGGCUGGACAUCCCGCACAGCGACAAGCGGUUUGUGGGGUACAGCGGCGAGGACAAGAAGCUGGACCCGGAGGUGCUGCGCAAGCACAUCUACGGCGGCCACGUGGCAGAGUACAUGGAGGAGAUGCAGGAGGAGGCGCCCGAGAAGUACCAGUCCCACUUCGCCAAGUGGAUCGAGGCCGAGGUCGACCCCGAGGACAUCGAGGAGCUCUACAAGGGGGUGCACGAGAAGAUCCGGGAAAACCCCAUCGGCGAGAAGAAGGAGCGCAGCAAGCCAGAGACUGCCCAGAAGAAGUGGAAGCCCAGCAAGCUCACCUACGAGGAGCGCAAGGCCGCCCUCAAGACCAAGCUGGCGCAGCUCAAGGAGGGCGGUGCUGACGAGGAUGAGGAGUAGGCGACACUUGGAGCGUUGCCUGGUGUGUGUGCAGCCUGAUGCUUGUAUGUAGGUCUGCUGGGUGCCAGGGAUGUGAGCAGUUCUGAUCAUUUCAGCUGUCUUAUUUGGUACAGCAGGCAUGUAAAAUGAUUUGUGAAUGC